This is a messenger RNA of Lepisosteus oculatus (spotted gar), 1852 nucleotides long. RefSeq names its product transmembrane protein 150A. NCBI's taxonomy places the organism in Eukaryota, Metazoa, Chordata, Actinopteri, Semionotiformes, Lepisosteidae. Gene Ontology annotation, biological process: protein localization to plasma membrane. The record is from RefSeq and is a predicted model, not a curated record. Gene Ontology annotation, cellular component: plasma membrane.
AUGAGUCCAACAAGUACACUUCAAAUGUAGGAGUCCAGUUUCGGCAGCAGUUGACUAGGCCAGCUUGGGAAGGUCGUGGUAAUCAUUCCGCUCCACAUUUUCCUGUAACUGCUUCCAUGUUGUGUGUCUCAGGGAGGGUGUGGUCAAUUCUGUUUGCUGAGCUUUAAGGCUCAGGCUGCUCUGGACACAGACCUGACAGAGAAAAGAGAUGACAGAGAAAGGAGCUGCUCCCUGAGAGAUGCUGUGGCAGAAGAACAUACCAUAGAUGCUGCUAGGAAAACGUUGUUGAUUUGUGACUAAGGAAUGUUGCCUGACGACCCACCUGCUGCUUGAUGUCUACAUCGUGACAUCUUGGAAGAGGUGUCUCAUUCUCGAACCCACUUACAGUCUGGGCACAGUGGUUUCACAUUCUCAGUAAGAGAAAUGGUUUGCUGGAUUGUGAUCCCUUUCACACUUUCAGCCAUAUCACUCGUAGGCUCGUGGACAGUGUAUGGACUUGCAGUCAGCUACAAGCACGUAUGCCCACUCAGCAACUGGAAAUACACAGAUGUCUGUCACCCAAAUGCAUCAGAACAGUGCUGCACUGAUGGAAAUAUGCCAAUGAUUAGCUCAUGUGGGAAAAACCCACCAGAAAAUUCCUUGUUCACUGCUACUUUCAACGCAGCAGCUGUUUUGUUUCUCAUAUUCUGCAUCUGCCAACAUGCUCAUAUUUUGGAUAAGAACAGUAACUAUGCCUUACUCAGCAAAGCAAACCUGGCCAUUGGAUGUUUGGCUGCAUUUGGAGCUUUUGUCACCGGAAAUUGCAAUCCUGUUCACGUGCGAUGGCUUCACUACCUGGGAGCAGCACUGGGCUUUGUAUGCCUCUGCUUUUACACUUUGAUACUGACAAUCCUGACAAGCAAGUGCUUCAUCACUGGGCUGGAGCGCUUCCUUGCUCCCUUACGGAUUAUUUUAACUGUCGUUCAGGCUUUGUCGACCAUCUUCUAUGUGGUCUUCUUUGUACAGCCUGAAUACAAUUAUAAGCACAUGUCUGCCAUUUGCGAAUGGACUCUCAGCACCAAUAUCCAGCUGUUCGAGCUGACUUACGUUGCUGAAUUUUACUAUUUCUCCUCCUCCAUGCUGUCUGUUUUAAUACACAAAAGAGAUGAGGAGAAAUCAUUGAUUUUGUCCUGAUGCUCAGGUUAACUGUGAUUAAUAAUUGGUAAUAAUUAUUGGUGAGUGUCAAUAGUACCUCACUCUCCCAUUUGACACUGUUUAAUUUUUGUUGUUCUUUUUUCCUCCAAAUGCAUCCUUGUAGUACCACAGUGUAAAGGGUUUCUGCAAUGAGUACUGCUGUGUUGUUACACCACAUACAGUAUAUAUGAUAAAGUUUUCUUGAAUCAAAUAUACUGUAACUCUACCUCAUUAGAAAAGCAACAGACUUAGUACAAUCUAUUAUUCUGUUUUCUGUAGAAAAACUAUCACAGUUAAUAGCCUGGACAUGUACUGGAAGUGUAACCAGCUUUGAAAUUCAUUUAUAUGUUGCAAUAUUUUUUAUCUUCAAAGCAAAACACUGGGAGCUUUGGAAAUUGAAUUGUUCAAUUGUCUUCUGGGCUUGCUGUGCCCUUAUAAAUAACUGUAUCCUUCUGUCAUUGGGUAAUGUUUGAAUUUACCAGGUCCUGUUCACAGUAUGUCUGAAACUCAACUGUAAACUCAUAUAAAUGGUAGAAUAACAAAAUGACUGAAUUAAGCGAUGUAAUUUUUUUAAUUCAAACACUGUACAUCAAUGCAAGUGUCCAUAAACCCAAAGUUAUUAAAAUGUGAUUUCUGCAAUGAUGUCAUAUAUGGAUCUGAAUAAAACUGUCUGGCCUAA